This is a messenger RNA of Mercenaria mercenaria, 3435 nucleotides long. RefSeq names its product kin of IRRE-like protein 3. The record is from RefSeq and is a predicted model, not a curated record. Gene Ontology annotation, cellular component: cell-cell junction. Bases 1 to 2229 code for a protein of 742 amino acids. Gene Ontology annotation, molecular function: cell adhesion molecule binding. NCBI's taxonomy places the organism in Eukaryota, Metazoa, Mollusca, Bivalvia, Venerida, Veneridae. Gene Ontology annotation, biological process: cell-cell adhesion. The transcript is spliced from 12 exons.
AUGCUUAGCUUCUAUGCUGAUAAGCCCAGUCCUGAUACACUUUGUAACUGUCUCCACUCUUGUAUCACAAUGCUUAGCUUCUAUGCUGAUAAGCCCAGUCCUGAUACACUUUUUGUUUGUGUUCAGGAGUUCUACAAGCAGCCUACCAACCAGUCUGCAGUGGAAGGUUCUACAAUUGUUCUACGAUGUAUUAUCAAGAACAGGGUUGGAAAUGUGCAGUGGACGCGUGGUGGGUUUGGACUUGGUCCAAUGAGAGACCUACCCGGGUUUGACACAUAUACCAUGAUAGGGACCAAGGGUAUCACAGAUGCUACAGAUGAGUAUAGCUUGAAGAUAGAGAACUUAAAACUUGAAGAUGACAACUUCUUCUCAUGUCAAGUAAGCGGUACAGAUGAUGAGCCCUUUAUUGUCAGCAGAGUGGCUUAUGUGACAGUACUUACUCCACCUAAUAGGCCAACACUUUCUGGUCCACUUAUCCCAGUUGAACUGGACAAGCCAAAGAAUGUAUCAUGCAAUGUGAUAAAUGGUAAACCUCAGCCCCAGGUCAUGUGGAAGAAAGAUGAUGUAAGGAUAACAGAUAAUACUUACGAAAUAGCUGCUCUACAGAAGGAUGGAAAACGUGUAAACGUGACUGGAAAAAUAACAAUAACGGCAACUGCAGCAGACGCAGGGAAGAAAAUUGAGUGUGGAGCGUGGAAUGAGGCCUUGAAAGGUCAGGAUCCUCUGUGGACACAUGCUACACUUGAUGUACAAUAUGCUCCCAAAGUAAGAAUGGUUCACACUAACCCUGACAAGACUAUGAGAGAGUUUGACAUUGUUGAAUUUAAAUGUUCAGGGGAGGCUAAUCCAUAUGAAAUUACAUGGAAAUGGUAUAAAGAUGGAGAUAUUAUACCGGACCAAACAAGUAAUAAAUACCGGAUUGACCGGAUGCCACGUGAAUACCAUGGCAGUACAAUAAAGUGUGAAGCAACCAAUUCAGUGGGCAGCACAUCUGUGGAACAUUCCCUAAAUAUUCUGUAUGGACCAAAAUUUAAGGAUGAAAAUCCACAGCAUGUGCCAGUUGAUCUUGGGGACCGUGCUGAGCUCAAGUGUGAAGCUAGUGGUAAUCCAACAGCAGAGAUAACAUGGCGACGUCAAGGAAAAUUUACAGUACUACAUACCAGUUCUACGUAUGUGAUACCGAGUGUACGAGAGGGCAUGUUUGGGGUGUAUACAUGUACUGCUACUGUCCUUGGAUUCAAUGAGAUCAGCAGAGAUAUUUAUGUUACUGAAAAUGGUCCACCUGAAAUUAUAAGUGAUGCAACACAGUACGGGUCGGAGGAUGAGCAGGUUAUGAUCCAGUGUAUGAGUAUCUCCUCACCGAAACCCAUCUUCAUCUGGUCUCGUAACGGACAGCCGAUAGAUUAUGCCACGUCUGGACGCUUCUCGACAUCUGAGGAGGGUUUGCCGUAUGGAGGGAAGAGUUAUUUGCAAAUAUUGAAUGCUCAGCCAGACGAUUUUGGCGUAUACAACUGUACUGUGACAAACGGGAAAGGGGUGGCCUCACUUAUGAUUACAUUAGAAGAGACAGAAGAGAUGCCAAUGACUCUGAUUAUUGGAGGUGCUAUUGGUGCUGUGGCAGUGAUUUUGUUUAUUGUGUUAGGCUGUGUUGUGUAUCACAGAUGUCGGCAUUCAGACAAUGAAUCGUAUGCUGAGACAGACAGUAACACGGAGAUCCGGAAACGUGAUAAAAAUGAGUCACCAUCAGAGAUGACAAAGUCUACAUUGAUGGAUCAGUGGCGGCAAGAUUACAACUAUAGAUACUCGGCUGACUUUGAUGAGGUUGAUGCAAAAGGCAAGAAUGGACAAUAUGGAGGGAUUGAUACAGAAAGAUAUGGCACUAUGCCAACAAACUAUACAAAUGGACACAUCUAUACUGAGCAAAAUGGGGAUGACCUGGGUCCAUUAAACAGAUUUGAGAAUAGUUACAGCACUGGUUAUAUUCCAUCAACGUUUCGGAGUCCGUCAAGAACAGACUUUAUCAGCGGUCGAAUCUCUGCUAAUGAUCUUAAUAGUGGUAGAGUAUCUGCUAAUGACUUCACUAGUGGACGCAUUUCUGCAAACAAUUUAAAUAGUGGCCGUGUGUCGGCAACAGACUUUACUUCCGGGAGAAUCUCUACUGAACCGUUAGAACCAUUCAGACUCCCAGCUGCUGACUUUACGACAACCAAACUGGCUACAAAUGUAUAAUGCAUUUCAUUGUCAGUUUGAGAUAAUCAUUGUUUUAAAAGAAGUGUGAUUUCAUUGGACGAUUUUGAAAAUGAAUGUUGUAAAGUGCAAUUUGAUAAGAUAGUUAUGUUUUCUGUGUAAAUGUAAAAGAUUUAGUCAUCCACCGACCAAGUAAAUGGAAUGAAGUUUAUAAAUGAUUUGUGUGAAAAACAAAAGCUCCUAUUGAAAUUAUUCCAGCUGAUUUAAGUAUAACUUGUACUGUAUUUGUGCUGAUAUAUUUAAUGUGAAACAGUUGUAUAAAGUGCCUGUACAAAUUGUGCUAGAAAUUACUUAGAAAGAAAGUAACUUCAUCAAGUUUUAAUUCCACCACUGAAAUUUUCAGAGGAUUUAAUAAUCGUCCCUGUUGAAAAUUUUGCAGUCCAGGUUUUUAUUGUGCUUAUUGUUACUAUUUUUCAAUUCACAUUUUGGCUGAAUUCAGCAUUUUAAAAAGUUUUUAUCCAUUUUACAAUUACAGUCACAAACAUUUUGAUUUACUGUAUUCAGUUAAAGUCAGAUUGUUAAAUCAUUUUUCAAUUUAGCAAAGAUAAUUUUCAUUAUAACACAGAUUAUCUGCUUCAUAUAUAACUGUCUGUUAUACAGACUGAUUGAUAUGAUUCAUAUAAUAGCGUCUUGUUUUAUACAUACUAGACUACCAUCUUGAAACUUGUUUUACACGAUUUAUGAAAAGCAAUAAUUGCAUUUGCACUUGCAUGAACACAUAGUUUUGAUUUACACCAGAAUGUUAAACAGAAAUAUUCACUGCAGAUUAAUUCUUGCUUAUUUAGAAUUUUUUGAUUUUGCGAAAAUUAGUCCUCCUGAAAAAAUUGGAACUUAGUUUCUUUAUAUGGUGAACAUUUGUGAUUGGUGUAAUUAGGCAAUUAAUUGUGUGAAGUAAUGAUUACAUGAAGAUAUGUUUUUUUGUAGGAAUCAUUUGUCAACAUCAUUUCAUCAGAUGGUUAUUGUAAUAUUGUAUUAAAUAUGCUAAUUGUGAUAGGUGUGUAUGUAAUGCUACGAGUGUUUGUUAUUUCAUUGUCAAAAUUCUUAUGUGCAUUUUCACUAUAUACAGAGUUAGGCAUUAGCUAUAGAGUUAGGCAUUAGCUUUUGAUGUAUUUGAUCAUAUCUAAACAUAUUUGAAUAUUUGUUUUGGAAAUUAAGGUAGAUUUACUGAAUUUACUUACAAAAACAAUA